AAACGCGUUGGCAGGAAAACCCAAACGAGCUCCCGAGCCGGCGGUCUGAAGGCAAAGGACAGGGCCGGCGCUGGGCCAGGGCGAGCCGCGGCAUCGGGGCUGCUGGCCCCAACAGCGCCAAGAGGAUUGCGAAACUCCCGAGAAGAGUAACCAGCCCCCGCCAAGCAGAACUGCGCUUCGGCGCAAGGAACAGAGAGAGCUCCGCCGGGCACCGGUGAUCCUCGGCUGCCGGGCGGGAGGAGCCUCCGCCCCACACCUCCCCUCGGCCCUACAGAGCGGCUUGGAAAAGGGCUCAAAGUCCUGAGUUGUCGCCUGGGAGCCCCUUAAUCAAAACCAUAUGGGACGCAGGCAGCGUGGCGGAAGCCCCCUCCGCCCCAGCCCCCACCGCCCUGCCCCGCGGGCCGCAGCGGAGAAAGGGGGAAGUUGUUAUGCCCGGGAUUCAGCCGCUCCCGAGCCUGGGGCAAACGAGGGGGAAUCUUGCCGCGAAAUCCGCUUCCUCCCAGCCCCAUCCCGAGGCGCGCAGAGGUGGGGGCUGUUUUACCUUCAACAGGUGCAGACGCCGGCGGGAGUAAGUCCCGCGGGCUCGGACCGUCUGAGUUGCCCGAGCGGGAGCGGCGGCGACUGGAAGCCGGGGACGGGCGGCGGCGGGCUGGCCAGAGGCGUUACGGCAGCCCCCGGCGGCCACCCAUGCUCCCAGAGGGCCCCGCCGCCGCCAGAGCAGUCGGAGUCAACGCGAAGGAGGCAGCGGCUGCGGCCACCUCUGAAAGGAAGGAGGAGAACAGCGGGAAGAGAGGCAGGGAAAAGCAGAGAGAGGAGAGAAACCGCCUCGAAAGAAAUUAAUCGUCACAUGACAGUCGCGAUCCGCCGCCGUCCCCCAACAACCCGAGCCUAUGCCGGGGAGCCGGGAAAAGCUGCGAGGAGGGGACACACCUGUAGGCGCAGCACAUAUCCGCUGGGCUGUGCUCAGGUGGCAGACUGUCCUGGCUGGGUCUCACCAGUCUGGCCCAGUUUUUUUUGCUAACGUCCACCAGAAGGCCCUUGACCUUGUUUGUUUGCCUCCUUCUGGUUUUUCAUCUGACUGGGCUGAGUCACUGUAAGGUGAGAAAAGAAUGGCUCUGGUGCAGUUGUGAGACAUUUCAGACUAUCUGGAUCCUCCCUCCGUACUUCUUUGCUUGCUCGAAUAGAGAAGAGAAAUCUGAAGAGGAGGAAGAUGGGACUUGCCUAGGAAAACUGUGGAAGUCCUGACAGGAAUCUGGGACUGAGAAAUUCAUAGGCUGCUAAUGGGCUUGGUAAAACUUCACUAUCCAGGCUGCUUUUUCAGUGUCUGGGAUUCUGGCCAGGUUGUGCCCAAACUUCUGGCAGUAUGCCCCGGAAUUAGUGUUCUCCCUGUGCUCUGGCCCGUGAAUCCCUGCCUCCCAGCACACUCUGCCCCAGAGGCUUUUGUUGGGGUCUUUGCCACUUCCUCCCCCACCCUGCCUACUCAAACCUGGUGAUGUGCUUGCUCUACUGAGGCAGAGGAAGCCCCAGGUGUGGGCACACAUCUGCUCUGUCAUGGCCAGGGCUGUGCUGUACUUCUGCUGUCUCAUGGUGGCUGUCCCCAGGCUAAAUCUAAGCAUCACAGCAUGCCACACAUUUCCCUCUGUCAGGAACAAUUUUCUCCAGCUCCUGUUGCUCUGGCCUCCUAACAGCCUACUUUCUUAUUAAACAAAAAGGGAAAAAAAAAAAAAAGAGAGAGAGAGAGAAAGAAACUCCAACCGAACGAGUAAGGAAAAAAAAAAAGCCACUACACCAAAAAAAGACUGCCAGUGGACACAUACCACACACACAGCCACAGCAACGGUGGUAGUUUAUUUAAUUCAAAAGAGGAGCUGGUGAAAUGCAGCCAAGCUGAAUCCUCAUCCAGUCUAUACAGUUACGUGCUGGGUAUUUGACCUUGCUAAGUGUGACAGGAAUUAUGAAGCUAAACUAAAGGUCAAGGUAGCCACACAGCAUCCCAUCCUAGGGCAGCUGUCUUCUCUGUGAAGUCUCCUUAAGUUGCUGUUCUGCCAAGCACAUGUGGAUGUACUAAAGCAGCAGCACAGCAUAUUGGCCUGUGCUUCUGCCAGCUGGGGCACAAAUGUGUGCUUCAGCACUUUUGUUACCAAGUCAGUGCUGAAUUCAGCACUCAUAUGGCUUGCAAAGGUACAAAGAGUUCACAAGAUAGUGUUCUGGCUCCCAUUGGCCCUUCCUUGUCUUGAAACCAGCACAUCAUCCUUCACCCCCGUGGAGAAGUAUGUGAUGCAGGAAGAUAUCUUCCCAGUGAACCCAGAUAAACAGCUGCACAUCAAAAACUGCUAUUUACAGCUGAAGGAUUAUUCCACUCCCUUAUCACUACCCACCAAAACAAACAAACAAACAGAAACCAAGAAAAAGAGGUCACAUCAAAUCCUAAACUAAUAAAUGAGCAACUAGUAAAGGACUGAGUGAUUAACAGCUUCCCAGACUCUUGGAGAUUUUCACUGCUGGCAUGUACAGCAUGUGGCUCAGGGAGGAAAGCUUUGCUCUCUUCCUCUCCAGUGUAAGGACACAAAUAGAUAGCGAGACUGUAUGUGAAUAUGACUCUAGACCAGAUUUUGGUUUCCUGUUUAUUUCCUCCCUCUGCACUCCUCCAGUCUCUCCUCACCUUGUUGCCAUGUUGUCACCUGUUCAUUGUUACAUGUGUCCUUGUGUUUUUUUUUUCUCUGCCUAUUAUCUUUUACACUGGAUGAAAUGUCUGUGGCUCUCUCCUGCUUCCCUUCUUAGUGCCAUCAAUUCUCAGCUUUUAUCUGAGGCACAUGCUGUUCUACAAGGAGACCUUUGAGGCCUGUAAAAAAGAGCUGAACUUCCAGCUGUCAUUAUUAAAACACCUUGUUCCACAAGCAACAGGACUAAUGAAUCUGGGUUUCCUGUGGCUUCAUCUCUGACUCAGUCAUUGCUAUAUCCUCAUCUCUUGUUCCCCUUUCGUGUCCAGUGUGACAUCUCCUCUUGGUGGCAGGAGACUGCAGUCAUGGUUGCUGGUCAAGAGUGGCAUGCAUGCUGUCUGCACAGCACAACUGCCUGCACUGCCAGGACAACUGGCUGCUGCCAGUCACAGCCCUUAACAGCUAGAUCCUCCUACAUCUCUGUUGGAAAAACUAACUUGAGUCUCCAGUCACUGAUGCUCACAAACCUCUAGGAACUUGAUUAACUUUGGGGCUUCUACCUCUUUUAUUCAUUUGUUUGCAACUAGACAGUGUGUUCUGACAUUUUUAUGAGGGGCUGAUGGGCAGAUAAGCAGCCACAUGAUAGGUGAUCAGGCUUUAGGAAGGAAGGUUGCUGCCCAGUGGUCAUGGAAUUAACAUGAGAACAACCCAAAAAUAAACCUCAAACCCUUUAAAAUUAUUAAAAUUACACUUUACAUGCACAGGAAGUUCUGAUUGUCCUUGUAUUCCCACAUAUCUGAGCAACCUUCAUACAUCCUUUCUGAGGAUAUAGAACUGUCUCAGUUCUAUUCUGAAGAGGGGGAAGAAAGGGAAAAGGAUCUGCCUUACAGGUAGCUGAAAUUCAUUGGGCCCUAGAACUGCUGCUUCCACCAUCCUUUGUAAGAAAUUUUUAUCAUUAAUAGGAAUGCAAAAAGCACAAGAAGAAAUACACUACCUGAAUGGUUUUAGUCACUUGAUUAAGGUAUAACCAAGAACUCUACAAGACAUUUUCAUCCCCCAUCUGAUGUCUUUGGUUCUGAUGAUCUUAAAGGUCUUUUCCAACCUAAACAAUUCUGUAAUUCUAUGAAAGGGCACCUCAUCAUCUCCUGCUAGGGACCCAAAUAUACAUAUUUAUAUUUUUAUAGUCCAUAAAUCACCUUGGGAUCUACUUUUUUUUGAUGAAAAGUGCCAAAUAAAUCUGAGGUGUUAUUAUUAGAUUUGUGAAAUGUCACUGUGCACAUCCUGACUUAUGGCCUUUGUACCAAACUCACAUGGCAGAUCUAUUUGUAUAUAUUUGAGGUGUUUUUUUUUCUUCAUUGAUGGAUUUCUUGGUGACCAAUUUCCAACAAUCUAGAAAAAAAAAAGUUUUAGGGUAAAAUAACCUAAGUUUCAUUCCAUUAAUUUCUUUUCCUUUGAUACUGGAAAAUAUCUGUGCUGCUGGAGCAGGUAGUUCUGGUAUUUACUAACUCGCUUGAUACAUUUCUUUACCCCUGUGCAAAAUGUUUCCCAGUCAGAAUUUUGCUUUUGUUUAGUUUAGCAGGCAUUUUGCAUAUACUUUGUUACAGAUAUAAAUUGCUGCACAAAGGUACAAAAUAGAAAACCAGCAGGCCCUGCAUACUAUUUCCAUGUGGAAUCCACAGAAAGCCUUAUAUGGGUGUGUGCAUAUGUAUUGCUGCUACAAGUAGCAGUCCUCCAGUCAAGACUUGACAUUCUGACAUUGCCCUGGUUGUACUUUAUUGUGUGUGAGCCUAGUUAAGAGAUCCUUGGGUAAUUAAGAGGUUCGUACAGACAAUGCUUGUGGUUUUUAAGGCUACCUUGGAUUUUUUCUGAGGAAUUAAUUAUUUUUUAAGUCAAAAUAUGAAAAGAAAUCUGUUAUUUUCAAAUGCAGCUAGAAUGAAAACUAGUGUCAAAUGUUGACAACUGAUAUCUGUCCUUGCCUUUUUUUCCCCUUUCCUUUUUUUGUUUAAAUAGACCCUUCACACUCUUACAUAUAUAUAAAGCAGGAGAAACAGCAUUUCCAAAUUUAAUUAAGGCAGCUGCCUAGAUGAGUUCCAAAGCCAUUGUUCUGCUAUCAUAAACCACUCAUUUUAACCACAGCCAGUAUACUUGCAUUUGAUGAUAUUGCUAAUUCUGCAACUGGUUGGAGAACUAGCUGUUGGAAUUAGUUGACUGUCAUCCAUGCUACUAUAAAUUCUUAUAAAUGCCUUACUGAAAAAAAGCCAUAGAAUCUCAUUAUCUACUAAUAUUUGAAUUAGUUUUAUUAUGGAGAGGUAGGUUGUGGGAAGGCAAUUACAAGUGAGAGUGCAUGAUUACAGUGUUCUGUUCCAAAGUGGAAAAUCAGAUUUAACUAUUUUAUGCUGGAAAUAAUGCAUCUUUUUUUACAUCAGUAACUUCAGAUAGUGCAUAAUUAAUAUUUUCUGAAUAUAUAUUGCACAAAUGUUGUGUUUAUACUAUUCAAGCAUAUCUGGUCUAGAGCAGUUAAACGCAGAGCUAAAAGAGUAGGAGUUAAAUGUGGUACAACAUAGAGAAGCAUUUAUCAUUUUGUCAUUCAGACCAAUCAGAAUUCAUCAAUGACACAGCAGUUAAGAUAGAAAAAUAAAAUAUUAACUACUAACA
Molecule: messenger RNA, 5315 nt
Organism: Pogoniulus pusillus (Red-fronted tinkerbird)
Lineage: Eukaryota; Metazoa; Chordata; Aves; Piciformes; Lybiidae
Exons: 2
Coding region: 338-1021 (227 amino acids)
Source: RefSeq, a predicted model, not a curated record